AGUGGAGUGAAGUAUAGAAAGAGAAAAAUUCUGACCAUGAGUUCCAAGUAUCGAUCUUGAAUUUUUUCACGGGGAAACUGAACUUUUGCCAUAAGCAAAUUGUUUCGGCCAAGUAAAUGUCUAUACCGUUUAAAGUCAAGCCGUAGAAACCUUAAAAUUUAAUGAUUAUAAGCCUAAAGAAUUAUCGUCGGUAAUCAGCAAUAUUUGAACCUGUUAGAAAUUUAAGGCUUUCCGUUGUACCCACACCCCCAGACAAUACAAUAAAAAAACAAGUAGACCUACUGGAAAAAUAGACGUUAAUAUCGUACAAAGUCGCCAAUAAUUCCAUGAUAAUUCAAUAGUUUAUUUGACUAUGUCACACCCCCUUGAAAAGAAUCUGACAAUAGUCAGAUCCAGCCAUUAUCAUUAGAUAUACCAUUAACAAUGGCUGCUCGUCACAUUACCUCGUGAAGAAAUUUCUCUGCACAAGUUCUAAUAAACCAAUAAAAAUGAAUGUAGUGACAGCGAUAAAAUUAUAUAUCACCCGGAUGACGGAGGAAACUGGUCCCGGCAUGAAGGUACUCUUGAUGGACAAGCAGACGACGAGUAUUGUGAGUUUGGUUUACAGUCAUUCGGAAAUAUUAAUGAGGGAGGUGUAUCUAUUUGAGAAAAUUGAUGCUGUGGUUCGGAGUGAGGCUCUGAGGCAUUUAAAGUGUAUUGUAUUCAUCAGACCGACCAAAGAGAAUGUUGCUCUACUUUGUAAUGAGCUAAGAAAUCCAAAAUACGGGACGUAUAACAUAUAUUUCAGUAACAUCAUCCCAACCGCUGAUAUUAAACUUCUCGCUGAUAGCGAUGAGCAGGAAGUUGUCAGGGAAGUUCAUGAACAUUAUGCCGAUUACCUAGCUAUUAAUCCACAUUUAUUUUCCCUUGGGAUUCACGCAUGUUCUGAAGGUUUAACAUGGAAGCCAGAAUAUCUACAGCGGAGUUGCGAGGGGAUAAUUUCGGUGCUGCUAUCCCUGAAAAAAUGCCCCUAUAUUCGUUAUCAGAGUAGUUCCAAAAUGACCAAGAGGUUGGCAGAGAAGAUUCGAGAAGUGCUGACCAAAGAGUCAAAUUCCUUUAAAUUCAGACAAGAGACUGAUCCUAUCCUGUUGAUUUUGGAUAGAAGGGAUGAUCCUGUGACACCUUUGUUGAAUCAGUGGACAUAUCAGUCCAUGGUCCACGAAUUAUUGACUAUUAAUAAUAAUCGGGUUGAUUUGUCCCACGUUAAGGGAAUUUCUAAGGAGCUAAGAGAGGUGGUUUUGAGUGCUGAGCAUGACGAGUUUUAUGCUGAGAAUUUAUACUUGAACUUUGGAGAAAUUGGACAGACGAUUAAAGAAUUGAUGGAGGAAUUUCAACGAAAAGCAAAGAAACAUCAGAAGGUGGAGAGUAUCUCUGAUAUGAAAAACUUCGUUGAGGCCUAUCCACUGUUCAAAAAAAUGUCGGGAACAGUUUCGAAACACGUGACGGUUGUCGGUGAAUUGUCAAAUCUAGUCGGGCAACAUAAUUUGUUGGAAAUUUCGGAGACGGAGCAGGAACUUUGCUGCCAGAGUGAACAUUCUAAUCAGCUUCAGAAAAUAAAAAAAUUGCUAAACAAUCCCAAAGUGCGAGACAUUGACGCUACGAGAUUAGUAAUGCUGUAUGCUCUUCAUUACGAGAAAUAUACGAAUAAUGAGAUUGGGACUCUUGUUGAAAUGCUAAAGAAACGAGAAGUUCCAGAAAAAUACACGAGGCUGGUGUAUAAUAUCUUGGAAUACAGUGGUAUAAACAUAAGGCAGUCGAAUUUAUUCGAUCGUGAGGCUGUAGCGAAAAUAACAAAAAAAUUAUUUAAAGGAUUGAAUGGAGUUGACAACGUCUACACUCAACAUAAUCCUCUUUUAACUGAAAUCCUCGAGGAUCUUAUUAAAGGAAAAUUAAAUAUGCAAAUCUAUCCCUACCUCGGUAAUAUGAUCAUGACGAAAAGAACUCAAGAUGUUAUUGUCUUCAUCAUCGGUGGUGUUACAUAUGAGGAGAGCCUCGCAGUCUACAAUCUGAAUAAACAAAAUCCUGGAGUGAAAAUAAUCCUUGGUGGUACAACAAUUCACAAUUUUGAGAGUUUCUCUGGGGAAAUUGUCUCGGCAAUUGACGGUGUAGCAUCAAAAUAUAAAUCGAGAAAUCAUUGAUUUUCACUGACGAACUGAUUUUCAAAAAAUAUUUAUACGGCAUUCCUCUAAACGACAUAUAUCGUAAAACCGGUGAAUCUGCUCGUAUCUAGACUUUCAUAUUAUCCACUGAUGGGUUUUCAACCUUUUUCUUUCAAUUUAUAUUCUUGUUAUUUAUCCCAGUGUAAAAGUACAAUGAAUUUAUUCUUGAAUAAAAUGAUUUGGCUGUAUGAUUCCCGAAAAAUAAUA
Messenger RNA from Diachasmimorpha longicaudata, 2405 nucleotides. RefSeq names its product Vacuolar protein sorting 45 (gene Vps45). Gene Ontology annotation, biological process: intracellular protein transport; vesicle-mediated transport. Lineage: Eukaryota; Metazoa; Arthropoda; Insecta; Hymenoptera; Braconidae. Bases 489 to 2177 code for a protein of 562 amino acids. The record is from RefSeq and is a predicted model, not a curated record. Gene Ontology annotation, cellular component: Golgi membrane. The transcript has 8 exons.